This is a messenger RNA of Ceraceosorus guamensis, 3532 nucleotides long. RefSeq lists its product as hypothetical. Lineage: Eukaryota; Fungi; Basidiomycota; Exobasidiomycetes; Ceraceosorales; Ceraceosoraceae. The record is from RefSeq and is a predicted model, not a curated record. The transcript has a single exon. The coding region runs from base 499 to 3438 and encodes 979 amino acids.
UCGCACUCUCAGCUUUCCACAAUCAUCUCAAGGCGAAUCGGAUGCAUCAAGCGGCCACCAAACGUGGCGCGGUCAACGUCAAGGAAGAAUCACAAUGGCGUGUGCGCGCGCACUCAAGGCUCGAUCCAAGAAGUCGAGACUGCCGCGCGGAUGGAUGUGCAUGGAGGACAUCCGAGCACGAGCCACCGGUCCGCAUGAGUCGUGAGGGUGGCACCGCGAAAAGCGUGUACCGUACCUACAUGUGCGCAGUCCCGGACGGGCCGUGUGUCACACCCUCAUCCUCGGCAUGAUCAGCACCAUGCGACUCGAAAAAGUCGUCGUGAGUGAUUGCGCAGGCACGAGUCUUGCAGCUCGAGCCUCGUGAUGCACAAGUCUGCCCAAAGUGCGGACCACCAAACGCCUUUUAGCGUGACUGCGUGACUGUCGCACAAGCUUUUGCUGCUGCGAUGCCAUUCAUUUGCCAUGCAGACGCGGGUCCUCGUCAGGUGCGACCAAAGGAUGACUCUCUGGCCAGGCUCUGAGCAGGCAUCGCCACGUCCAUCACGAUCAUCACCGGGGGGGGACAUCCCAGCGAAGAGCUUCGCGCGGCUUCGCGCGGCUUCUCUCACCAAGUCGGGCCAUCCCGGCACACAUCAUCCAAUCACACUUAUGACUCACGCAAAAAUGACCGAACCAGCGUUUAUACGCACCCGAUACGAGCAGUACAAGCGGGACACGCAAGAGAUUGCCAAUUGGCUCGGUCGAGAGGCUAUCCGGCAUGACUUUCCGCUGGGCAAGCUGGCACGAUUGGCCGAGAAGACGCCUGCUGCGAAGCAGGUCUCGAAAAGCACAUCGACUACCAGCGAUGCAUCCGUUGCGGGUCUGGGCUUGCUCGAACGCUCGAGUCUCAACAAGCAGCCACAUGCGCAGCAGACCGCAGACGAGCGCGCAGGGAACGACACGACAACGCGCUGGCAAGGCAGAUUCCUCCUCAAGACGUCGCAAUAUACCGAAAUCGCAAAGCAUCUGGUGGACAAGGGUGUAGAGAUUCCGCAGCAAGUCAAGGAUUUGGUGAAGCGAUGCAGCCAUAGGAGGACGCAAUUCUUGCGCGACUCGGCAGACGAUGCGUCGUACAAGCGCAAAGGUCACUUUUACUUCAUCGCGGUGCUCGACCAUGUCGGCGAGAUUUUUGCGCGGGAUCGUGCAGCACAAAAAGCUGCACUUGCGGCUAGGACGCGCGUCGAGACUGCUCCGAGCGCGUCAGCAACGUCUUCGAAUGCCUUUGCUCCUCUGAGCGAUCUAGAGGACAUGCACCCGAUAGACGUACCUGACGUCGAGCUACCGCCUAGCUCCGCUCAAGGAGACAAAGAUCCAGCAGCAAACGCCUUCUUUGAAGUGCAACAAGACCGCGCUUAUGCGCUCUUGCUUUUGCUCAACUUUUUCGACGACCUUCACGAGGUGCGCGCAUACAUCAAGCAACUGUGGGUAGAUCACCGAGAGGGCAAGAUCGAUCUCAUGACAGCUGCGAUCACGAGCAACACGGCAUUGGAGCUGCUGCGAAAACCUCACGACGAGGUCAUGCAAAAGGUCCAUGCGUUCUACUCCGAUUGGACCGACGUCAUGCACGCCCUGUACAUUUUCCGUCAGCUCGAGAUCGCUCCGCCAAAUCAACUGCGCUUCGAUAUUCCGGCGUUUGGGGAUGCGUCGCUAGAGCACGCGGCUCGUUCCGUUCGCGACGCGCUUGAACACCUUUUCCUACCCAACACGCAGAUUCUGCGAGGCAUAGCGCAGACGAUCGAUAGCAGCGGACCGCCAAUGUACAGGCCAGGCUACUUUGGCACCUACCAGCCUACGCAGAACCCAGAGGCUUGGAGCUUCUCGAAGAGAUGUCAGCAGCUUCACAUUUUGAUCUCCGAGACGCUUCCAGAGUUCUUGAUGGUGGUGAGCAUGGACCUCACCUUUGCCUCGAUGCUGCCUCCAGGAACGCCGCCGGAAGUUUUGCAGCAAUUUCAACGGGCAAAUUCGGACAUGAACGAUUUCAGGGUGGACGAAACGGGCAUCGAGAUGGAUCGGCUGCAGAGAUCGCGAAGAGUGAGCUUGCUUCUCGUCUUCUUCUCCCAAGUCGUCGCGGAUAUCAAUUGGACUUUGGGCAAGGCGUCCAAGACCGCUCUAGAGCAACUACGAAGCGCAGCAGGUCACAUGUCCAAGACGAUCAAGCAGCGAUCGGCAGUCGAGGGUGGCAGGCAUCCUCGUGACUGGGCCUCCACAAACGAAGAGCUCAUUAGCGACUUUGUGAAGCGCGCCGAUCGUUGGCACAAGGACGAUUUGCUGACCACGCUGCGCAAAGACGCGGCAAAACAUCUAGGUCGUCGAGUGCAGGAUUACGACAGCUUGCUGCUUCCUCGCCAUCCGCUCUUUUGCGGCGUGCUCCUUUUUAGAUUGCAGCUCGAGUAUCAAGCUAUCGGAUUUGCCCUUUCCAACACCUGGGCCAGCAUCUUCUACACCGUGCAUCUGGUCACGGCAUGUCGACACUCGGAAGCCUCGCAAAACGUGACGGAACAGAUAGAGUGGCCAGACGUGGAUCUGAUCAUGGAUAUGCACGGCGCGCGCGACAUUUUUGCAGGCCCGAUUCCGAAGAGCAUCAUCGAUUCUCAGUGCUCCUUUAUGCUUUGCCGAGGCUACCCACCAGACUCCAUCGAGGCGUACAGACGUUGCCUCUCUGGCAGGAUCACGCAGCAAGACGUCCUGCGCCUGGUCGGAGCAAACGAAAACGUGGCAAAGUAUCGACCCAAAGCUCUCGAGGAUCACUCCGUGAUGCUCCUCAUGUUCCAAAAAAAGUACAGGAGCCACCAGCAGGCUCACACGGAGAUGGAUAUCCAUUCCGUCGAAAAGUUGUUGUGCGAUCUCAAGUUGAGGGAGGAAGCGCAGACAAAGGUCAAGGGCAAGUCGACGAAGAAGACGGCUGUGAAUGCGGAGAUGAAGAGGCUGCGUAGACAGCGCAAACAUCAAGAUGCGAAAUACUCCAUCGUGCAGCUAUUGACUGUGCUGGAAGCAGGCUUGGUCUCGGAAACGCAGAGCAUCCGCUUCGACUACAUUUCGAUGCAUCUGCGAUGUCUCGAGUACCUGCGUCGCGUCAAGGUGCGAGUGAACGACUACUUUUCCAGCAAGCUUGGUGCCAAAUGGAUCGACAAUGACGGAGAAAUCCCAUUCGUCGUGGGACACAUUUUCAGGGCCGCAAGCGAGGGACAAUUGGCCUUCCUUACGAACGAGUCUUUGAGAUUCGCAAACAUGCAAAUGGGCAACGAUGCUGCUGGCGGCAUCAUCAGAGUCAGCAAAUCUCUGCUUGCGGCUACCGAUGUGCUGAGGAGAUUUUUGGAGGAGACGAGGCAAGGUGGGGUGGAAGUGGCCAAGAUGGAACAGUCGGGCGCUGGUGGUGCGCGCGGGAUUCCGCGAAAGUAGGCACGGCACGCAAGGCAAAGUUGCGCACUUUUUGCAGACCCGGACAUGCGUGAUCGAUGUGUCCAUGCAAUCAAUCAUGCAUCUUAUUCGCUCC